Molecule: messenger RNA, 4983 nt
Organism: Physcomitrium patens
Lineage: Eukaryota; Viridiplantae; Streptophyta; Bryopsida; Funariales; Funariaceae
Source: RefSeq, a predicted model, not a curated record
UCUUCUCUCCCUCGGUUCCGUCGAUUCAUGGGGUCUGUUGCAUGAUUACGUGUGGAGAGAGAUGUGGGGAGCUCGCGUGUUGAGAACCAUUUCGUCCUGGGCUGUAGAGGUGUCGAGGGAGAUUGAUUUCACGAUGGAUUAGGUUGUGGGUGAUGCGUCGCAGCGGUUGGUGUGUAUGAGCAGGCGUAGUUUCAGUGGGUUGUGGAUGUGGGGCGAGAGGAGAAGGGGAAAGUCGGGGAUAGGGAGGUAUGAGGUGUUGAUUUGCGAGGUGAGGAGGAGGUGGCGAGGCGGUGUUCCUAGCCCAUUGGCAUCGAGAAACAGGGGCAUCGUGUGGGUAUUUAAGGCGGUCGAUUGAACGAAAUUCUCUGCGGGGUUGAAGGUUCAGUACGUGUUAGGGUGGAAUUUAGGUUGGCUGGAAGCCCGGGUUUGUGACGAUGCGUGUCUUGAGGGUAGAGGAUUCAUGUGGUUGAUCUUACGUGGCGGUCUGGUCAAGCCAGCGUGUUGUGUGCUGCGGACGUUUGUUCCGGAAAGCGUGAAUGGGAUGUGAAGCUUAUUUCGAUUGACGUAUUCGGUUGAUAAUCGAAUCGAUCAAGAGUCCGUUGUCAACUUAUCAGCACAUUGCGAUUGGAAUCAGAACUUAGUUUGCAAUAAUGGCUAACGCAGGUUUCUGAGGAGGCAAUGGACUGACAAAACUCGUCAGUCGUUGCCAGGACUGUGGGUGCACAAGAACGCUGCGUGGGCAUGCGCUUAGAAGGGCCAACAAAAUCUCCGAAUCAAGGCAUAGAGUGGGAUGAGGAACGACGCCGACUAUCAAAUGCGUAGUCCCCACGGGGGCAAAUUUAGAUCAAUCCCUUCCUCCUUCCGCACCAUAUCCAACUAUCUUCGCAGUGUCUCUGCAAAUGCGAGCAGCAUUGCUGCAUCUACUGUUCGCCAGGCUGCUGUCUCCGCAGCUUCUAGUGGAUCACUCAACCAUGAAGAUGAUCGUCAGCGCGAACAGGUCCUGUGGUCAAGCUUUGAUAAGCUAGAGCUUGGCUCAGGUGAGAUUCGGCAAGUGCUCUUGUUGACGUAUGCAAAUGGAUUCCAAGUUUGGGAUGUACAAGAUGCGAGUAAUGUGCAUGAAUUGGUUUCACGUCGUGAUGGACCGGUCGCUUUCCUGCGUCUUCAGCCGAAACCUAUUCUUCAAGAGCCUAUGGAUGAAGGGGUAAAUUUCGAGGGAGCUCGGCCUCUGCUGUUAGUCGUUACUGUGGAUGUAACAGGUUCUGGGAGUCCAGGUGCCGGUGGCGGGGGCGGUUCUUUGAAUUUUGGAGCCUCUCACUUCGUGCCAACUGUCGUUCGAUUUUAUUCCCUUCGCAACCAUUCGUAUGUGCAUUCCUUAAGAUUCCGCACGGGAAUUCAUGCAGUGCGCUGUAGCCCUCGUGUUGUUGCAGUGGCCUUGGCUACUCAGAUUUAUUGCUUUGAUGCAGGGUCACUUCAAAAUGUUUUUAGUGUGCUUACUUAUCCAUCCCCAGCACCAGCUCCUGGAUCCAGUCAUUACGGAUAUGGUGCAAUGGCAGUUGGUCCUCGGUGGUUAGCGUAUGCAGCCAACCAGCCUCUAUUUGCGACUUCUGGGCGUGUGUCCCCUCAGCACUUGACCCCAUCUCCAGGAGUGAGCCCAUCAACUUCUCCAGCUAACGGCAGCCUUGUAGCACAUUAUGCAAAGGAGUCCAGCAAACAUAUCGUAGCAGGAGUGGUGACUUUGGGGGACAUGGGUUACAAGACAAUUUCAAGAUACUGCUCAGAGCUUAUGCCGGAUGGUGGCGGCGCUUCUCCUAGGCUUAGUAGUCCCAGUUGGAAGAAUGGUACUAAUAACCAGAGUCCUUGGCAAGGAGGUCCUGCCCUCGAACCAGAGUUCUCUGGCACGGUGAUUAUCCGAGAUAUUGUGAGCAAAAAUGUAGUGGCCCAGUUUAGGGCACACUCAAGUCCUCUUUCAGCACUUGCUUUUGAUCCGAGCGGCACUUUACUGGUCACUGCUUCUGUAUAUGGCCAUAACCUAAAUGUGUUCCGCCUCACACCUCCAUCCUCAAUUGCUGGGGGUAAUGGGACCGGUGGGGAUACCAGUACAAGUUUUGUGCAUCUAUACAAACUCUCUCGUGGAGUGACUAAUGCGGUUAUUCAGGACAUAACUUUUAGUAGCGACAGCCAUUGGAUCGCUGUCAGCUCUUCAAGGGGAACAAACCAUUUGUUUGCUAUAUCUCCAUUUGGUGGAAUAGUAGGGCCGCAGACGCACGCAACAUUACCUAUUGAUGGGCUAAUCGGGCCCACUAUAACACCGGCCCCAGUAUUCCCCUGGUGGUCUACAACAGGACCCGUGAGCCUGAAUCAGCAAGCAUCGUAUUCCCCUCCUCCUGCCAUAACCCUCAACGUAGUAGGUAGAAUAAAGAAUGGGAAUGGUGGGUGGCGGGGUACUGUAACAAGUGCUGCGGUGACAGCUGCGGGCCGACCCAAUGUUCUUGCUGGUGCUGUGGCUGCUGUUUUUCAUGACGGUGGUAGAGUAGGUGUGGAAUCGGACAUAGGAACUGGGACGUUGAGAGAUCAACUUUGGAUUUUUUGCCCGACAGGGCAUCUUCUUCGUUACUUGCUGCGUCCUGCUGUAGGAGGUGACGGUGUUUACAGUAAUGGCUUGCCGCAAAUGGUCGGGAUAGGCUCACCGGGAAGCCCUGGCCUACCUCAGGAGUUGAAGGCAAUUGUCGAACCAGUAGAGCGUUGGGAUGUUGCUCGUCGGCCUAACUGGGUAGAACGGGAAGAGAUAGUUGGGGCCCAGGAUGCAAAUCAGGAAGAAGCUGGAGUGCGUUCUGGAAACUCCGGGAUUUCUGUAGGGUCUGUAUCCAAGGAAGCUAUGAGAACUGAAGAGUUGCAGCGCUGGUUUAUGUCUAAUGCUGAAGUGCAGAUGCAUCAAUCCAGGUCUGUGCCCAUCUGGGCAAAGUCGAAGAUUCAAUUUCAUGUGAUGCUUCCGGGGACAUCGAAGGAGCUUGAAGCUGGCAAGUACCCUUCUUUAGAUGGGGUGGAAGAGAUUGAAAUCGAAAGAAUUCCUACUCGUAUUGUUGAAGUGCGAAGGAAAGAUCUUGUUCCUGUAAUUGAAAGACUCCAGAACUUUACGAAAGUACACGGUGCUCGGGCCACCAUGGUAACAGAUGCUUUGCCUGGAAUAUCUAACGCCCAUGAUCAGCUUCUUGGAAAUGAGGGCUUGCAAGAUGGGUUCAUAGCUGGAAGUUUGAGAGGCAUGCCCAUCCAGCGCACCAAUAGUAGCAGUAGUUUUGGUUCAGAGGGUGCUCCAUAUGCUACCAGUGCCGGUGGUAUGAACGAUUACCACCGCGGGUACCAAGAUUUGUCCGUUGUGAUAGCGGCAGACACCCCUCCUUCAUCAUUUGGUUCCCCUCCGUAUUUUCAUCAAAUCCAUCAAUCGUUAGAGUCACCGGUGUCGGGCAGAUCUGAAUUGUCUCUUGGCCAUUCGUUUCGGUCCAGAACUGUCGUUCCCGAGGUAUAUCAGGACAGUUUUGCACCGACAGCGGUCACUUCAGAACCAGUUACAACGAUGGUAACAGGGUCCCCCAUCAACAUUCUAAGGGCAGAACAGAGAGAGUUAUGUGUGUAUACAGAUUACAUCAAGCCUGGCGUAUCUGCUGGCAGAGAUGGGAUUUCCAAUCAUGAAAAUAUUGAUGGUGCAUCUAUCGGCGAUGGACCAUCAGACGUUGACAAUGUUCAGCGUGUUCAACCCAACGCUCUUCUUGGCUCUACUCCAGUGAUUGAAGAUCCUGUAGCCAUCGCAAACUCCCAAUUCAAAGAUAUGGUUUUGCAAGAAAAUGGUGGUAUGCAGCAUAUUCGUUCCGGGGUUUUGGCAAAUGGGACAAACUGCUGGGACAUGAUACCAACUGAUCAGGUUACAGCGGAUGGAUCCUAUAAACACGACAACCCAUCUGCACAUGUACCAACUCCUACGUCCGGCUCCAACCCAGAAUUUGAAGAUGCGUCCCUCAUUGAUCACCGUAGGAAUCAUGGAAGCAGCGGUGUUGCAAGUGAUAGUCCCUUGAAUGAAAGUCCUGCUCAUGGAGGCAUUAGUGGUAUGGCCGAGGAUGCCGAAAGUGAGGAUGUAGAGGGUACUCAGAGUAAGAGCGAGCAGAAUGAGAAAGCAGAGCAUGGGGAUGAUGUGUUGGAGGGCUCAAUGUUUCCUUUUUGUGAAGGUUUUGAGUAACAAGUGAAUUUUUUUGGAUCAGAUUGCUAGAUUAGGGUAUGCGCUUCCACUCUGGCCUGUUAAGUGGUGGACCAUGCUCGAAUCGCCCAGUGACCUGGUAUAAUCCAUGUCCUUGGCUGAAGUUUGCUUCUUUCAUUUUCGCAUUUGGAGUCAGCAGUCUUUUUGGAUGUGAAGAAUGAUGGUUUGGACAUAUGCAAGUGAUCCUCUGCCUUGCAGUAUGUGACAACGCGAGACGCCUCUUUUGAAGUUUCUCAAAGAGGCCUAUGUUGAGAAGUGUUCCGGGGAAAUUCUGGUCCUGACUGACCGGUAGGACUCGUAGAGACCUGACAGCAAUCUCUGUUGAAAUUGAGGAAGAUUUUUCGUGGCUGCGGGAGUCGGAUAUUUGCACUGGACAUUAUGCAAGGGUUAUUGGUAGCUACAAGGCUAAAAUGAAUCCGGCCAGCUCCCUUUCUAGGCUCAAAAUGGCGUGUCGGGAAUAUCAAGGAAUUCUGAUGUGGUUUGAGUAACUGGGAAGAAGAGAAUGCUCUAUUGCUAAGAAUUUGGGAAGGUAUGUGAAGUAAUUCAAAGUUGAAUAAGCUGGAUGGAGGCAAACAUGCUGGAUUAUCAAAUUGUAGGCUUUCAAGAACCAACUGAAAAUGUAAAAAUAGUAGUGUGGUAUGAGGGUUGUGGCAAGAUGAUGCCUCAGGUCUCUUCAUCUCAGUUUUUGUAUAUAUGGUGUAAAAUAUCCACUUCAUUUGUGGGCCAACAGUGCCUCA